Mytilus trossulus (common blue mussel) is the source of this 2228-nucleotide messenger RNA. RefSeq lists its product as uncharacterized. The record is from RefSeq and is a predicted model, not a curated record. Bases 167 to 2131 code for a protein of 654 amino acids. The transcript has 2 exons. Lineage: Eukaryota; Metazoa; Mollusca; Bivalvia; Mytilida; Mytilidae.
UAAUACAAGUGCACUUCAAAAGGAAUGGAGUCUAAGAGGUAUCUUGUCCCGAAAAGAUCAAACAGUUAGAUUUUAUGGUCCUGAUGCAAGGAACGAACUAAAAACUGCUGGUACGGAUGUUACCCUGACUCCAAUACUAGAUUGUUCUCCAAUACUUUACCCAAAAAUGACCGAUGUUCAAGUGAGUGUGGAAUGCCUAGGCAGUGCAAUUUUGUCAAAAACAACAACUUCGGGAUUAGGUUCCAUACAGAAACCGUUAUACGAGAAAUACAUUCAGUACCGAAAAUCUGGCAAAGGGAAGAAAUCACAGCCUGCGUGGCUGAAAGUGAGUCAAGACGGUAUCACUGUAAUAUUUCCUACUGAUCAACCUGGGCAUACACAAAAUUAUUUUUAUGAAAGAAGUUCAAUAAAUUUUUUCGAAGCAGUUCGUUUAACAUCUAAUAAAAGCAGUGAUAAAAAAUAUUAUGGUGCAUUUUUGCCAGUCGAUGAAGCUAGAACGUUAAAUCAGGGAUACGAUAAAUUAUUUUUCCAAAUUGAUAAAAAGCAUCUCAGUUUAACAAAAGUAGAACACCCUGUUGUUAUUGCUUGCGUAAUGCGUAGGCAAGUGGGAGUUAGAGCUUUAGAUUGUCACGGAUUUAUUACUGAGAAAGAUGGCGAUGCCUUUCGAGUUACUUCAGCAUUUUUUUCUCCGCCUCCUAUUUAUAAACAAGUGGGACAAGAAUAUUCGGAAGAAAAUGAACCUCGAUAUCAACACAGACCACCGUUGCAAGGUCAGAAACCAGAUUUAAUUCAAACUGAGUAUGGUCCAUAUGGUAUAUAUAAAGGCGGGAAGCCUGUCAACUCUUCGGGAAAUCCAGAAAUUCUUCCUUCUAACGACGACAGAGAUGUAAAUAGAUAUGCAGGAAACAUUGAAAAAGAUGAAAGACAAUUAAGUUCAAGGUACAGUUUUGAAAAUCAAAACGAUACGAGAGAAUACGGAGAAGAUUAUGGUGCACAGCAAAUGGUUUACGCAAAAAAUAACAGACAGUCCGCUGAAAUAAAACAGGAUCGAUAUCCAUCUGGAGAGAUAAGAAAUAUCGACAGGCGUGAUCCCCAAACAAGCAUGCAAGGCUCGUUUGAUAUCGGUGAUAAUAACGGACGAUUUGCACAACACGACAACAAAUUAGACUCUCAUUUUGAUCAAGAAAGAGGACGUAUACAAAGCAAGAAUGAUUUCAGAAUUCCAAGACCGAUGUCACCUCUUCGAAAUCAGGGUCGUGAACUACCAGUUACUGCACCUAAGCCACAAAGAGCUCUGUCACCAGAACCCCGAAUACCAAAGCAUGAUAUUCGGUUGCAUGAUAGUUCUCACGAGAUUGUAACAAGAGAACCCAUAUCUCCACGUGAUUACCCUUCAUCAGGACCUGUAUCGUCUGUGUCUAACAAAGAAAGCAGACAAGAACCAAACAAAAAGCCUGUUGCAAAAGUGCCACCACACUUGGUAGCUGGUAUUAAAGUUUUACCAACAGGGUUUGUGCCAAAAUUGGAUUCUCCUAAAAACCCCAAACCUAAUUUAAUAGGAAACAUUGAAAACUACUACUCCAACGAAGAAGAUCCUUAUGAUAAUGCUAUGUCGAGACAGGACUGUUAUAAUAAUAGAAGGAAUGUUCACUCUGAUGGUUAUGAACUAAAGGAUGACAGAAACUAUGGCGUUCCUGAGAGACAAUUUGGUAAUAAGCCACCACCCGAUAUUCUUCCAUCAGAAGAGAUACGACGGACCGCUUACGGUGAAAGAGGUGAUAAACCUUCGAAUGAACGAUGGAAAUCUAAAACAGAAUUUGAUAAUCCCAAGAAUCUAGGAGACCAGAAGUCAAAAAGAAACAGCGCCCCAUCAGCAAACUACGGAAAACCAUGGACUUAUGGCGAACAGUUAGAAAAAUUUAAGGAAAAAGAACACAAGGUGCCAGUGAAUUUAUCUUCGAGCUACACGUAUGCACCACAAGAUUCCGUUGAAGUAGAUAAGCCUGAUGAUUCGAGAAAAGAGCACGACUAUGCUAAUUUAUUUGCUCGACUCAAUGCAAAAGAUGAUGCUAACAAUCAGUUGGAGACUGCUGGUACAAAUUUUGAAUCGUCUUUAGGUUAUUUCCCAUGAUCACAUAUAUUUGAAUCUCAAUCUUUGAUAUGUCAUUUAUGAAUAAUAUGUAAAUGUAAUCCUAUCAAUGCAAAUAACUUGUCUUAUUUUUCCCAAA